AUGGUUAAAAAGAAAAAAAUCAUUACAACUCGUAAAUCUGUUGUAUCACGUCGAGGGCGCGGGCGGAAUGUUAAUAACCUCCAUACUAUUCCUCCUUCCACUAUUGCCUCACUCACUUUUCCCAUUGGCUUAUGGAACUUCCAAUCUGCUGUCAACAAAGCAGAUUUCAUUCCUGCCAUUGCUUCACAAUCUGCCCUUUCAGUUUUAGCACUUACUGAGAUAUGGAUUAAACCAAAGGACACUGCCACUCCGGCUGCCCUCUCCAACAACUACACUUUCUCCCACAGUCCUCGCACAACAGGAAGGGGCCUGCUCAUUCCAAAGGACUGGAAAUUACAACAGCAAAUCCCCUCAUGUGACAGCAGCUCUUUCGAGUCGCACGUUGUUACUAUCAUCCACCCUACUAAAAUUCAUUUUCUAGUUAUCUAUCGCCCCCCAGGUCAACUUGGACACUUCUUGGAGGAGUUGGAUGUACUACUGUCUUCAUUCCCAGAGGAUGGUACUCCUUUAGUAGUACUUGGUGACUUCAACAUCCACCUUGAGAAACCACAGGCAGCUGACUUCAACACCCUGACUACGCCCUACUUCACCAACCCACAGGGUAAAGUAAACAUGCAUUGGUUCCUCACAUUACUUUGUUUCUCUGUUAUAUCAGGGACUUCAGGUGAUGGAUAUAAUCUGGAGUGUUUCAAUGAUUAUAUAUCUACCAUAAGCUGCUCUCUGAACGUCUCUGCCGACUCCGUGGACAACACAACGGCAUACUGGCUACGAUUCAGUUCCUUCAAUGAACACCAUGACUGCACAUUGACAAGGAGAGAAGAGUCACUGGUGUGCAACUUGGUUUUAGGUCCAGAUGAAAUCUUCACUGAUACGGACAGCUACAGCAUCUCCCUCCAUUCGAGUUACCAUGGCAACAGUAGCUCUGUUGCACUGAAUGACGACUACAUGCCUAAAAAACACGUACGCCCGGUUGAACCCCAUAACCUGUCAUUGCUCUGGAAUAAGACUGAGGCUGUUUUUCAGUGGCAAGUGGAAAAUUAUACAGAAAACUUUCUCAUAGACUACCUCCAGUACCAGCUCAACAUAUACAGCAAAGAUUUGGAGCUUUAUAACGUAGAAGUCUCAGAGCAGGUGGUGUCUGUGGAGACGUCUAGAUUUCAACCUCGCAGAAAUUAUACAGCGCGUGUGCGAUCACGUCCGAAUCAAGCCUACUAUUAUGGCGUUUGGAGUCAUUGGAGUUCUCCCGUUCACUGGAGCUCGGGCAACAUUCACGAAAGCUCUUCACAAGGCUCUUUCCACGCUAUCAUGUAUCUUCUGAUAGUGCCGAUAUCGUUGGCCCUUCUGUUCUGUUUCUCAUACUCCAGAUGUAAAAAACAGGAAUAUAUCCCAUCACCUGCACCAUAUCUGAGGGCCUGGAACGUAGAUGCUCAGAUCCAAACAUUGCUGUCACAGAAGGUGAGCGAUAUAAUGCAGGGGGAGGAAACUUUACAAAUUGACAUUCUGAUAGAGAACAAAGACACGCCCCCUCCACUCACCACUUUGGAUUAUGAGAUGAUGGAAACGACCGACGAGCAAAACUCAACAACCAAUUCUCCCAGCAUGCCACAUUCUCCCGAGGGGUCAGAGGUCGACUCGGGCUGCUGGAUUCGUGAUGUCAUGGCAACACAGAGAGGAAGCAUUACAUGCAGUGAAGAAUACUGUACGCUUUCUCAGUCUCUAAAUACUUAUGGUGUCUAACACACACUCAUGGAUACAGCUGAAAAUUUGAAAGCAAGGUGACGUUCAUAAGUAAUAAGGAUGUGGCAAAUGAGAAAUGAUCUUGUGAAGCGUUUUGCACAUUGGUAAACGAUAGUGAAACCCACAAAAAGUUACUUUAGUUGUCGUGAUUGAGAUUUAAUAAAUAAAAUGCAUAUCAUAAAACGGAAAAUUGACUAAAGCCAGGUAAAAAGGCACAAACUUUUCUAAAGAUUGUAAUUUUCUUGACCUUUUGUAGAGAUUUGCUUAAACAUUUACUGCUACUAUUGUUAUUUUUUAUAUUGCUAUUAUAUUUCUGUCUUUAAAGUCCGUAUAAAGUCUGAUAUGAAAUGUAUUCUUAUUUUGUCAAAAUCUUGAAAAACAGGCAGGAUUCUCUACUCUCAAACCACACCCACUCGCUUAAAGCUGCUGUCUAUCUUAAGCCCGGAUCACACCAAAAGAUAAUCAGGCUGAAUUUGGGGCCCUUACCACAAUCCUAAGUAAAGUCCCAAUCGUCUUCAUGGUUGAACCGAUUAACUUAUCAGAUUUUUAUGUGGUGUGUGGUGUGUUAAGAGCAUACACUCUUAGAAAGGAUAUGUUAUUUUUACACAUCUUUUUGUGUUAAGCUUUUAACACAUUAUGUGUAAUUUUAACACAUUAUGUGUCAUUUUGUUAUUUUUUUGUUACUCAUCCUUUUAAAUAAUAUUAAGUUCUGUAUAAUUAAGGGUGAGGCCACUUGAGUGACAGGUGGACGGCCACUGCUGCUACUACAAUCGAGCUAGGCGGGCGUUGUUUCAGCAACCAGUGACCUCAGCUUUACCUACGUCCCAUUUUCAAUUUUCUGCAAAUGAUUCGCUGUGACGCGAGACCAAGAUGGCGACGUCCAGCACCGCCUACUAUUGGUUUUAAAAAAGGUCUUUACAAACCAAUCUAUGGGUGACGUCACGGACACUAUGUCCAUAUAUGGGGUGAUUGGGUCAGAUUCUUUGUGGUAUUUUAUUCCUAAUCAUAUAUUUAAGAGGGCAGGUGGCUUUUCAUUUUUGAUGAAAUGUAAUUACGCCACUGGUAAAUAACCUAAUAAACUGGCUUGAUUCCAUCAACAAGCUUUGUUAGCCUGGAAACUGGUUUACAACCACAACUUUUCCCCCCACAAAACCAUUUUAUGGAAUAAUUUGGAUAUCAAAAUUAGAAUUUUUUUAUCAAUUGUUUAAGAAAAACAUAAUUUUGUUGCUGAUCUAUUAUCUUAUGAAUGCUUUAUGAAUAUCCAUUGAUGUCAUGUCCUGUUUAAAGAAUUUUCCUGAUGGAUUAAUAUGUUUAAUGAAAGCUUCCCUUGCCCAUGAGUCAUGAAAAACAACUUUCACAGUUAUGUCUGGGAGGUGUUUCGAUUUUAAGUAAAGAAUGUAAUAAUGCAUUUAUUCGUCACUUUCUCAAUCUCGCAACUCGCAACUUUGGGGGGUUCUAAAAUAGAUAACUUUAAGAAUGGAUGAAAACAUUUGUUAUUGCCAUAUAAAUACCGUAUACCAAAUAAAGUGAAAGAAGUGCACUAUAAAAUUUUGCAUAAUAUAUACUCGUGUAAUGCAUUUUUAUCUACAUUUUGUGAUGUAGCUGAUAUAUGUACUUUUUGUAAGAUUUGCAAUGUUUCAGCACUUUUCUGGAAAGAUUUGAGUUCCUAUUGUUUUUCAAAAAUUAUUGUGAAUUGUAAUUUAAACAUUAAGGAUGUGGUUAGUUUUUUUGAAAAUCAAAACAAAUUGUUAACUUUCUGAUCCUUGUGGCAAAGUUUUCUUUUCACAAACAAAGAUUUCUUAAGAAAAUACCUAUUUUAUAGAUUUUUAAUAAUAAAAAAUGCAUUUCUUUUUUGAAGAAAUAUGAUAAGAUCUUUCGUGUACCGUAAUUUUUUUCUUCUGUCACUGUUUUUAAUUUUAUUUUUG
Paramisgurnus dabryanus is the source of this 3662-nucleotide messenger RNA. RefSeq lists its product as uncharacterized. Gene Ontology annotation, molecular function: protein binding; cytokine receptor activity; catalytic activity. Gene Ontology annotation, biological process: cytokine-mediated signaling pathway; production of molecular mediator involved in inflammatory response; immunoglobulin mediated immune response. Lineage: Eukaryota; Metazoa; Chordata; Actinopteri; Cypriniformes; Cobitidae. Gene Ontology annotation, cellular component: membrane; external side of plasma membrane. The record is from RefSeq and is a predicted model, not a curated record.